AACAACAAAAUAAAUAGCAGCUGGCAGUGCGCGUGAGGAGAGGGGAGCGGGUUCGCGUUCGUUUGCUAUGGCUAAUCAGGGUGGAUGCGACGGCCCGGAUGCUUCAGAGGUGGAGCCGGUGGGCAAGACCGCCGGCGAGACUUCCUCCCGAUCACUCAGCUCAGGUGGAGGAGAGAUGGCGGAGAAAGAGGAAGAGCAACCUUCGGGAGUCCGACACCCUGCAGACAAUUAUCCGCUGUGUCGUUUAUCAAAGCUGAUUAACUGGAAAAGACCAUUAUGGACUUCCGCUUUCUUCGUAACUACAAAUAUAGCGUUUUGGUUUGUUUCCCUCAGUCCCUGUCGAGUGUUCAGCCUCAUCUGCAUGUGUGUAGCUCUCUUAGUGAUUAUACAGCUAAUGAGAGAUGUGGCUCUUUCCAGAUCAAGAGGAGCUGCUCUAUGGAAGAGUAUGACGAGCAGCUGGGAGGUCAUUGAUUCUGCCCAGGAGGGCAAGUCAGGACCAGGAUCUCCAUUCACAGACUUCUGGACAAGCCUUAAGCUAUUCAUUGAGGAGACUUCCUCUUUUAAACAGCAGAAUCCAGGCAAGUUCUGUCUUCUGGUGUGCAGUAUGUGUUCUUUUCUGGCAAUACUUGGACGUUACAUUCCAGGGGUUGUUAUUUCAUACAUCUUAGUGCUGGGCAUUUUUCUCUGGCCUUUGGUGUCGUCACAUGAGUUUGGGAUGUGGUUGGAACCAGUUCUGCAGAAACUGGACUUUGGAGUGGGCGAGUUUAUUCAGAAAAUUAAAGAGAAUCAUGAGAAAAGGAUACUCCAGUCAGAAGCCGAAAGAGAGAGCAUUGAAGCAGAUCUGUCUGCACUUUUUCCCAAGAUGGACUCCACUGUGUGCAAAGAGCUGUCUAUAUCAGACACAGAGGUUUCUGAAGUAACGUGGACAGACAAUGGCACCUUUAACCUUUCAGAGGGAAACACACCUCAGACAGAGAACUCUGAGGGGGACGAGGAGGUCUUCACCGGUGGACUACCAGAGUUUCCCUCCCUGGACAAUGGCUUGGUGACAAACGGAGAGGACAGUGAAGACCUGAGCAUUGGGAUGCCCACCCUUCCAGCCCAUCCCAGCAGAGCCGGGUCCACACAGUCAGAGGUGGAACCUGCGGUCCAGGCCUUGGAGGUUGUGCAGAGGCUGGCUGGAGACGUAAUUACGGCAGCAGUCACCGCGGCCAUGCAGGAACGCCUGGAGGCGGCGGUAGCGCCUGCGCUGGUCCAGGCCCUGGACGAGGAAUCAGACAGCGAGGCGGAGGACUUUGAGUUGUUGGACCAAUCAGAGCUGGAACAGCUGGAGGGCGAGCUGGGGCUGGACCGGGCGAGCCGUGCAGAUCCGUCUAAAUCUAGCAAACCUUCUUCAGGCUUUCUGUCCAAACUACUGGGGCGCCACUGAUCUUAUUCAGAGGGGCGUCCGCUUCCCUCUGUGAUGGGAUGUGGGUGGGAGGAUAAAUGUCGGGUUUACAGGGCAAGGUCCAGAGUAAUGAAGGUAUUCCAUUGUUUUACUUUGCCGGUGUGAUUCGGUUGUUUUGCUAUAAAAACAAAGUCAAUCUUUGGAAGGGAGGUUAAUUGUGGAUUUUGACGGGGAAUGUGAUAGUGGCUGGUUUUGGCGUAGCUCCAUCUCAGAGGGUCAUUGGAGGAAAUAAUUUUCACAAUGUUUCCUGUAACCUCCAACCCGCCAAUGACCAGAGGGUUAUGGACCAGAGUAUUGUCAUUAGUUUAGCUGUUAAAGGGCUGGUAGAUGCAGGAUACUCCAUAUUUUGCUGCCAAAUAUUUUUCUCUAUUCAACUUCACAUCAGUUCUCCCUUAAAAAAAAAAAAAAAAGAAGCUUAAUGGCCAAAGAGAAAGGGCCUCCCACUAACUGACAAUCAGGACAGCACUUAAGCAAACAGAAACAUCUUCUAAUAAUAAUGAAGUACACAUGUGGUGAAUAUGUAUUUUUAUUCAAAAUAUUUUGUUUUCUAAUCUUUUUUUUUUUUUGUAUUUUUUCAUGAAGGAUUUUUGAAAAGCCGGUGGUCUUAGUGUAAACCUUUGCAUGGAUAGUCAUGUUUGUUUCUAUUUGCACCUUCCUUUAGAGUGAACCAACUAGGAACUAGAGCACAUAGACACCAAAGUUGAACAGAUUAUGUUUUAUAUUCAUAUAAAUAUUCAUCAAAUAGUGCUUAAAGUGAUGGUUUACCUAAAAAUAAAUAUUCUGUCAUCAGUGGUGUUUAACCCUUGUGCGUCAAUUAAAAAAAGUUACACGUAGGUCCAUAGUGGACAAAAAUGUCCGUGUCAAAUCCAUAAAUCAAAGCCAUAAAUCUAAACAAGCUGUGUUCCAAAUUUGAGGUUGAUAUCUCAAAAAAUUAGCUUUCAGUAAGAUUUUGUUUGGGUGCAGUACCAAAUUUUCCCCAUUAGAUGCCAGCAAAACUCCAUUGGUAUACACAGUAGAGUUUUUCUCUUUCAAAUAUUACAAGCACACACACACACAAUUUUUUUAUUACACACAUACAAACCACACUGUCAUAUCCUUACCAACACACCCACACAAUUAUAGCUGCAUAAUUUAUCCAAAUGGCUCUAUAAUAUGCAUAAGCAUAAAACAAGAAUAAAGUGAGUAUUUGCUUUAUAGGCCAAACCUGAGCAAAUGGCACCAUCUGGUGAAAAAUAGUAAAAAUUUAAAUUUUGAAGCCUUGCCAUCUAAAUGAAAGCCUAUUAACAAAAAUUACAACAUUUUAUAGUUAAAUAGCCCUGGGAUUAGAAAUUGCAAUGGGGACAUUUUUAUUCAAAAGGUCCUGAGAGGAACUAUUUUGUGUACAAAUAGAUUUUUUAAAUGAAAUGGGGGUGAAAUAGUAAAAUUCCAAUAAAAAUACACUCCUGUGCCAAAAUUUAUGUAGUUGGCACAAGGUUAAUUUUGCUUUGGACCCCACUGACUUUCAUUUUAUAGAUAAAAUCAAUUGAAACAUCUCCAAAAUGUAUUCUUUUGUGUUCCACAAAAAUUCACACAAGUUUGGAAUGACAUGAGGGUGAGUAAGUAAUGCUCAUUUUUGGGUAAUCUUUCUCUUUAACAUACACAAAUAACCUUAAUAUUCAUUUUCAGUAAAAAGUAACAUGGAAAAUGUAUUUAAUCCCUAAAAACAAUGUAGAGACAAGACAAUUGCACUUUUAGUCAAUCACAUGAAUCAGAAUGUCUCUUUGGGGGAUCAUUAUUUGCUUUCUGUGAGAAAGUAGUCUGUUAUCAAUUUACCUAUUAUUCAUAAUUGCCUUUUCAUCAAUGUAAGUACAGUGGCACAUAUAGCCAAGACUGUUUCUGUUCACAGUGUGGUGCUUGGUGUGUAUCUAAAUUUAGUGUUUCUAACAAACUACUGAUGUAUUAUGAAUUUUGUUUUGAGAUGUAUCAACCGCUUUCUAUAAUAACGUAGCUGAAUAUGAAUUUCUGCCACUCACUAUGACUGCUAUCCAAAAUUGAUUCUAAUCAGGUGUCAGUUUGAUCAUUUUUUUUAUUUAAAAAUAUUAUUUAUUCCUAUAUAUCUCUCUUAUUAGAUAGCUGCCACGCACAUAUGGUCGACUUAUAUGCCUGUGCAAGUUUGUCUGUCAGAGCGGAAGAAAAAUAAUCAAAAUAUAGUUAUAAACAAUCUCAAGAAUGUAAUUAAAACCAUAUGAUUCAAA
This is a messenger RNA of Megalobrama amblycephala (Wuchang bream), 3681 nucleotides long. It is a transcript of the gene retreg1, whose product is annotated as reticulophagy regulator 1. Gene Ontology annotation, cellular component: endoplasmic reticulum membrane. The coding region runs from base 68 to 1429 and encodes 453 amino acids. The record is from RefSeq and is a predicted model, not a curated record. Lineage: Eukaryota; Metazoa; Chordata; Actinopteri; Cypriniformes; Xenocyprididae. Gene Ontology annotation, biological process: reticulophagy; negative regulation of neuron apoptotic process. The transcript is spliced from 9 exons.